Messenger RNA from Tilletiopsis washingtonensis, 910 nucleotides. RefSeq lists its product as hypothetical. NCBI's taxonomy places the organism in Eukaryota, Fungi, Basidiomycota, Exobasidiomycetes, Entylomatales. The record is from RefSeq and is a predicted model, not a curated record. The coding region runs from base 23 to 910 and encodes 295 amino acids. The transcript is spliced from 3 exons.
ACCACUCCUCGCAAGACACAAGAUGCCCGGCACGCCCUUCAGCACGACGCUGCUCGAGCCGGCGUUGGCAAAGGCACCACACGCGCUGCCCUUUCUGCGCACCAUCGUGCCGCACGAGCCGCACACCGACGAUGCGCUGCUCGAGCACCUGGUGGCCGCGUCUCGUGCCGCGUACGCCGACGUCGACUAUCCGUGUCUGAUCAUGUUCCUGCAUCUGCAGUUUGGUAUCGCCAUGCACCCGGCCUACGCGCUCGUCGAGCAGCUGGCGGCAAGCAGCAGCGCCGAGCAGGUCGCGCUCGACGUCGGCUGUGCGCUCGGCAGUGACGCGCGCUGGCUGGCGCACCACGGCUGGCACGGCCGCGCCGUCGGGGCUGAGCUGCGGCCUGUGCUCCUCGAACACGGCCACAAGCUCUUCCGCGACGACGCUGAGAGCUGCGGCGUGCGCUUCCUGCUCGGCGACCUCUUCGACGCCGCCUUCCUCGGCACCGGCGCGUCCGCGACGUCCGACAGUCUCUCGGCGCUGAGCGGCCGCGUGCGCGUGCUCUAUGCCGCCUCGCUCUUCCACCUCUUCGAUGCAGAGGCACAGCAGCAGCUGGCACGACACUUCGGCGCGCUGCUGGCGCCCGGCACCGCUGCAGCGCCGUCGCUCGUGCUGGGCCGCCAGAUUGCGCUGCCGUCGCCCGGCACAUGGGCCACGGCCGACGGCGUGCACUCAUCGCUUGUGGCAAACCGCUGGGCCCACAACGAGGCCAGCUUCGAGGCGCUGUGGAGGACAGCACUGCCGGACAAGCACGUCAAGGUGGAGACCACGCGGCAGGAGUUCAGCGAGCAGGAGAAGCAGGGCGCCAAGCACUUUCGGCGAGAGGACACAUUCUUCCUCGUCUGGAGCGUGCAGGUGUGGGACAAGUGA